Salvelinus fontinalis (brook trout) is the source of this 748-nucleotide messenger RNA. Its product is annotated as insoluble matrix shell protein 4-like. The record is from RefSeq and is a predicted model, not a curated record. The annotation marks the transcript as partial. The transcript has a single exon. NCBI's taxonomy places the organism in Eukaryota, Metazoa, Chordata, Actinopteri, Salmoniformes, Salmonidae.
CAAUUGGAACACCCACAGUACUGUGGACAGUAAUGGGAACACCCACAGUACUGUGGACAGUAAUGGGAACACCCACAGUACUGUGGACAGUAAUGGGAACACCCACUGUACUGUGGACAGUAAUGGGAACACCCACAGUACUGUGGACAGCAAUGGGAACACCCACAGUACUGAGGACAGUAAUGGGUACACCCACAGUGCUGUGGACAGCAAUGGGAACACCCACAGUGCUGUGGACAGCAAUGGGAACACCCACAGUACUGUGGACAGUAAUGGGAACACCCACAGUACUGUGGACAGUAAUGGGAACACCCACAGUGCUGUGGACAGUAAUGGGAAAACCCACAGUGCUGUGGACAGUAAUGGGAACACCCACCGUACUGUGGACAGUAAUGGGAACACCCACAGUACUGUGGACAGUAAUGGGAACACCCACAGUACUGUGGACAGUAAUGGGAACACCCACUGUACUGUGGACAGUAAUGGGAACACCCACAGUACUGUGGACAGCAAUGGGAACACCCACAGUACUGUGGACAGCAAUGGGAACACCCACAGUACUGUGGACAGUAAUGGGAACACCCACCGUACUGUGGACAGUAAUGGGAACACCCACAGUACUGUGGACAGUAAUGGGAACACCCACAGUACUGUGGACAGUAAUGGGAACACCCACAGUACUGUGGACAGUAAUGGGAACACCCACAGUACUGUGGACAGUAAUGGGAACACCCACAGUCUGUGGACA